GCUCAUUCCAUUUCAUCCGCUCGUCCGCGUCCGUCAACAUCCCACUUAACGUUUUUUUUCUUUCGGUUUCUAGCGCACACGAAGGCUGCGACUCGGCUUCACACACGCACACACACACAAACACUCGGCUAUUUAUCACAUUUGAAAGCCGCCAUUACAAUAACACGAAACGGGAGCAGAGCGUAGACGACGAUAUUAUUAUCCACCCAGCGGCGACGACAUCGAUACCAACACCAACAAACGUCGUAAAACAGGCGCGCGUGUUCGUCGUCGUGGCAGCCCCUCGAAACCCACACACACACACGCUCAUUUCUACACUUGAACACAUACUAAGGCGCACAUCGGCUCCAACCAACUCUUCCGCCCAACCGCCGCCCCACCCCUAACCGACAGCCUAAAUCUGCCGCCCUGUCCGCUAACAGUUCGGUUUUCGUGAUCGUGCUCUCGUUCGUGCCCGACGUCGUCGCGACGCUGGCAGCGGCAGCAGCAGCAGCGACAGCAACAAAUAUUAACAUUCAGGGACAACGACAACACGGCGACGGCGUCUGCGUCGACAUCCCUACGUUUCAGUUCUGAUUGGAGAUUCGUGCGCCGCCGUUGCUUGCACGCGGCAAUUGCUCAGCUCAGCUGUGAAUUGUAUUAAGUUAUUUUCCAAUUUCAAUUCCGUUUUCAACUUAUUCACAACUGUUGCAACUCUUGACUAUGCUUUUUGCAAUAACAAAAGAAUAACGAAGAAGAAUACAAAGUAUAACGGAGCAUUAAAGAAAACCAAUCUGAAACAGUGCCUCAAGUGUUUGUGCUUUCAGUUAUUUUAGCAAAAACUUUCCAUCGCCUAGAAAAACAACAACAAGAAGAACAAGAAAAAGACAACAGAGAGCGGAUUACUAAAGCUUCCAAGAAACGGCAAGCCAACGCACAAGACAGGUAAAUUUCGCCAAUUCACGCUAUAAAAAGGACGCGCUUUGCCUUUGCACCAAACUGUCGAUUCGCAGCUGUGGACGCAGCAGCAACAGCAACAGCAAGAAAAUAAAUAUAAAAUGUCGAAACCAACUGGUAUGAAACAUAAAAGGCCAACCAAAUGGACACCCAGCAAGUUUAAAAAGUUACUUAACUUCUUGCGGAAAAAUCCUUACGAGCAGCCCAACAGUUUAGACUUUUACAGAAAGUUGUCGAAAUGCUUUAUGUUUGACUUCGAAGCGAACGUAAUUCGAUCCAAAGUCAAGCAAAUUGUAAAAACGUAUAAGAACGCGAAAACUCUGAUAGAUGUCAAUACGAAUUUUCCUAUGUCGGAAGUACUACGAAUGUGUCCGUACUACAAGGAAUUGCACGAAAUCUUCCAUAAGCCGCUGCAGCUCAGCACAAUCACUCCAAAGAGCGAAAUCACCGAACGCGAUAAUGUGGAAAUGGCUGAAACCAAGGAAAUUACUCAACCAGACGAUACAGCGGCGGCAUCCACAUCAAUUGAAAUUAAGAAGCAACCCGAGGACCGUCCCUCCGGGAAACUCGUCGCAUCGGAAGGAGUUAUAGUUCAUCGUAAACCGCUCUCACAGCAGGAUAUUCGCAUUUUGGAGCUGCGCCUGCGGGAAAAGGAAUUGGAUCUAAGAUAUUUUGAAAUACAGACCAAAGACCGAGUGUCGCGACUUCACAUAGCAUCAAAGGAGCGCAUCGCCAUGAGAAAAUUAGAACUACAUUACAGGAAUUCAAAAAAUUAGAUUUCUUGCAAUACAUUUUUAGCAUGUACUUAAAUGAUAAAAUACAAAAUGAUAUGCAUAAAAUAUAAUUACUGCUUAAAAGGGAACAAUUUGAGGUGCAUUCUGCAAAAUAGCUCAGAAAUGUAUUCACCAUUUUUUUUGUGGGGCAGCCUCAAAAAUGAAUUAAAAGCGAAUCAGAUGAUAACUGAUGAUGAUAAUUAUCUUCCUCUUUUAAUUUUUCAAAUAAUGUUACAACAGUUUUACACUCAUAUUCCACGUUCGGUUGUGAAAAUUUUAAAAAUAUAAUUUAACAACUUUAACUUCCCAGUUCUAACAUUGAUCAGAAUAUUAUAUACACAUGUUUUACAAUCAUAUUCCACGCUUGGUGGUGAAAAUGUUAAAAAUAUAAUUUAAGCGCACACAUAAGUGGAUGCUAUGAAGAACUUUAACUUCCCAGUUCUUACAUUGAGCAGAAUAUUAUAUACACAUGCACAUAUAUGAUGUAACACGCA
Drosophila montana is the source of this 2203-nucleotide messenger RNA. RefSeq lists its product as uncharacterized. The coding region runs from base 1038 to 1712 and encodes 224 amino acids. Lineage: Eukaryota; Metazoa; Arthropoda; Insecta; Diptera; Drosophilidae. The transcript is spliced from 2 exons. The record is from RefSeq and is a predicted model, not a curated record.